CUGUACUCCACCUUCAUCAGGGAACUGUUACACAAUACUAAAAGCAUAUAAAAGUAUGGAGAUACUGCCAAGGGGAGGAAAUGGCUUUUUACAUUUUUAAGAACAACAACUGGAAUGGAAAGACGGCUUUAAAAUAAAAUGACAAGAAUAUAGGAAAAACCUGUAGAUGGCAGUAAUGCAACACUGUGGUUAUCAGCUGCCGUAAAAACCCAAAAGAAGAAGAAGACGACGAAGCAUUCACUCAUCACGACUGAAUCAAAAAAUAUUGGCGGAGGUAGUGAUGUAGUACGGUGGUUUGUAAAACAUGAAUUUACUCACUUAAAUUGUUUCUUUGGAUUUAUUCAAUCAGGAGCCGGCCUUUGCCAUGACUCAGCCUGAGCACCACAGCCCACCUAUUAUGGCCUUGUCUGAAUUCAUAGUACAAAGAAAACUUAUUGGCUUUGGUGUAUUCCUGACUUGGGUUGUCCUCUUCCAUUUACUGGUUAAUGUUUGGCUCCUUUGUGUGUUCACCAGCCUCUUAGUAGUUAUAGGUGGGUGGCUUGGAUCUCAGGCUGUCCUCGAGUCUGAAAGUGUCCUCCACCUUGAGCGAUUCAUCACGCUGAAUGAGAUCCAGUCUUCUGCAGACAGUGAGCUACAUCUAGACCAAGAGAUCCAGAACACAGUUUGUAAGAUCAUCCGAGACUUUGUCUCUUCAUGGUAUAACACCGUUUCUGCAGAGCACGAGUUUGAGGAUGAGAUCCACAACUCCAUGAUCUCAAUGGCAAUGGAGCUUAAGCUUCGGGCAAAAAAAGUGGAUAGGAAAGCUUUGACUCUGAGGAUAUUAGAUCUUUGCGGAUGCCAUCUUCAGUGUUACAUAAAAGCAAAAGAAAUCAUGGCUGGAAAAGUAGGCAAGGACCAAACUGUGAAUAUUAAUGAGAGUCUCUGGCAGGCAUACAGCACAUCUUGUGUACCUCAUCCAGCUCUUCAAAGUUCUGCCAUAGAAGUGAAUUAUGCACGUGCAAUGGUAGAUUUGCUUUUACAUGUUCUUGUCCCUCCACCACAUCUUGAAACGAGAACAGGGAGAUUUGUUGUGUGUGAACUUAUAACAUGCAAUGUUCUUUUGCCUUUAAUUGCAAAGCUGUCUGAUCCAGACUGGUUAAACAUGUUGAUUGUGGAUGUGUUUACGAGGUCCAAAAAUCCAGGAACCAAAGCAACUGAGUCAGAGAAAAUGACAUCUCCAACAAAGGUUUCAAAUGAAGAAAACUCACAGGAUGUUGAGGUUCCAUCUUCUCUAGCCUUGAAGGUCAAGCCUGACACUCCCAGUGGCACUGACAUGCCAACGCCUGAAUUGACAAAUUUGGAUGUUAUUGACUCUGCAGAUCUUUACUGUCCACAGAAUCAAGAGGAUGAAGGACCAAGACAGUCGUUUGCUUCAGAGCAUCCAGGUUUCAAUUCAAAGGAUUAUUUGCGACUUAGGAAAUUGAAUCCCUUCUAUCAAGAAACAGACUCUGACUUGGAGUCUCCUUUAAACGAUUUCAAAAGGAGCUCCCUAGAGUCACUGGUUCUGAUAGGCACAGAAGAAGAAACAUUGGAGCCGAUUAUAGAAUGUCCUAUGCUUGCAGAUGAAAUACUGGACCCCAAAGAUGAGUUCCAUGUCUAUUCUAAUGCACCAAAGGUAGUGGUCUCGGAGAUGCAAGAACAACCCUCUGAUACCACUGAUGGGACAGAUGAACUGUCUUCAAGCUUUUGUGCUCUUCAACAACUUGAAAAGGGCACCACGAAAGCAGAAAUGACUGGCAUGGAGACAACACGGGUAUUGAACACCAACGGGCUGACUCUUCAAGCCUCCUCAGUUUCAGCCGGAACCGUGCCACUCUCUCCAUUCACUUUCGAACCCCUCAGUAGUCCUGAAGGUCCUGUUGUUAUUCAGAACCUUCGUAUCACGGGCACCAUCACAGCUAAGGAACACCGUGGCACGGGCGCUCAUCCAUACACACUCUACACUGUGAAGUAUGAAACAGCAGUGGACUUGGAGAAUCCAGACACAUUGCAGCCAGUGGCUUAUCACAUGGUUAAUCGGCGCUAUAGUGAAUUCCUGAACCUGCAGACUCGGUUAGAGGAGAAACCUGAGUUACGCAAAAUUCUCAAACAUGUCAAAGGACCUAAGAAAAUCUUUCCUGACCUUCCUUUUGGAAACAUGGACAGUGAUCGAGUAGAGGCCAGAAAAAGUUUAUUGGAAACAUUUCUUAAGCAACUUUGUGCAAUACCUGAAACAGCCAACAGUGAAGAAAUGCAAGAGUUUCUUGCCCUUAACACUGAUGCGAGGAUUGCUUUUGUAAAGAAGCCGUUCAUCGUCUCACGAAUAGACAAGAUUGUGGUGAAUGCUAUAGUCGAUACGCUGAAAACAGCUUUCCCUCGCUCCGAGCCACAAAGCCCCACAGAUGAGGUGGAUGCUGAGCCUGAUGGGAAAUUAUCCACAGACAGGAAGAGCAAGUCCAGGAUGCGAUUCUCCAGUAAAACUGCUCCUGCGCUUAAUGUAUCUGACAUGAAACCCAAAGUGCUUUACUGCUUUGAUGAGGCAAGCACCGUUUUCAGAGGCCUCACCAUAAAUAGUCUAGAGAGCUUCAUCUUGGAGAGGGAGCGUCUUGUGAGUAAAGCACCAGUCCAAGAGGCAGAUGGAGAGCGGGAUGUCAGUCUUGGCGCCAAGUGGGAUAUGGAGGCCUGCGCAUGUUCCAAAAAAAAGUUACAAAAUAUUGUUCAAAAUCAGGCAGGGGAGACUGUACUUGCUGACGUGGCUCUGAACAUCCUGUGUCUGCUGAUGAAGGACCAGUGGAGUUGGCUGUGCACGGAAAAUAUCCAGAGGAGCAUCAGACUGCUAUUUGGGACCCUCAUUGAGCGGUGGCUGGAGGUUGGAGUGGCUAAUUUGACAUGUCUGCAGUACUGGGUGACUUAUUUGCGGGUGCUGCAGCAGGCUGUGUGGCCUGGGGGAAAUCUGCCUGCCCAUCCCCGGCCUCAGCGUUCCCAGCAGCAAAGAGAUGAUACCAAACAGCAGUCACUGCAGUGUUUGAUGAAUUUGCUUCCUGAUCUUGUUUCAGAUAUGCUGGGCUCAGAGAAGUACAAGCAUUCCUGGCAGGUCGUUCUUGACUCUCUCCAAGAUUCUACUAUAAACAGGCACCUGGUUUACUGUGUGUGGGAUGUGCUAUUUGAGUUCCUAAUCCCCGAGCUGUCUGAUGACGACUUUCAAAAGUUGCUGCUCCAGAGUCUUUCUAAAAAUGCUGAGAAACUACCACCAUAGGAACUCGGCAAAAGUUGACUGACGCACACAAACACGCGUGCGUUUCAACAACCACCUACUCGUGUCAGAAUGAGUCUGGUCAGGUAUGGAGAUGCAAUCAUGGAAGUGAAUGAGGCAAAAUUGAAUAUGUGCAUGGUUUGGUCUGACUCUAAUUUAGCUCUUACGUGUCUGGGUCUCACACACAGUAUGUGUGUCUGGCCUAGCUUUGGUUACUGACCACCUGUUUUGCAUUUUAUCAGACCUUGACUGAUCUCCAAAACACUCUUGGACCGGAUCUGAAUUAGUGGAGAGCUGUCUUCUCAAGCACUUAUCCAUUUUCUUUUGGCUUGAAACUUUUGCACAUGGACUCCUAUUAAAGUUCCCAACACCAGGACAGAUUAAACUUCGACUCUAAAGCAGGGCCAAGUUACAUUUUAAAGUCACUUUAAGUUUAUUUAUUCAUUUCUCUUGCUCUUUGCCGUGGGCACUGCUCCGUGACACAUUUGUCUCUAAUUUGCUUAAGAUUCCAACUUCCUGUUUUAUCUUCCUCCACUUUAUUUAGGUUGGAGGGUUUUUCCAUGUGAGCUUGCAUGAGCUUUCAUGUCAUGCUGAAACUGUGCAUGCUUUGGGGGAUCAUUUACAACUUUAUCUUGUCUGUUCACCGAGUGGGACUUGAUAAUUUACUACUUUUUUUUUGUUGGCCUUAAAGAAAAGGUUAUACAGAAUAUAACUCAGAAUAAUGCAGAGAAGACUACAGAAUGUAAAGGGGUCUCCUUUCCAGUCUCCUGUUCUAAAUAUUGUUGGAUGCUCUGUUACCACGUCUGUCUUUGUGUGUAUGCUAACUUGGUUCUUUGGAUAUAAAUCCUGAAAUAUUUUCCUCAUGCUUGUGCACUUUGAUGAAAUCAUAAAGAAUAUUUGGUUAAUGUCUAAAAGAGUAAAAGAUGUGUAACUGCCUUAAUGUGUGUGUGUGUGUGUGUGUGUGUGUGUGUGUGUGUGUGUAAACCUGUUUUGUCUAUAAAGCAGUUUAAAGAUAUAAAAGGAAUGGAUCAAAAGCCAUGAAAAAGUUAUUCCUUAGUGGUCAGUAUGUUUAUCCUUCCAGACUGGUCUGUUUCUUGAAAAAGUUCAUUUGUCAUGUCUACUUUGGCAUUAUGUUUUCCCCCAGUAUAAUGAUGCUUGUGAACUUUUGAAAUGUUUACGAUCAUGAUCCAAUAAAUAAUCCAUUAUACUGUCCACUGUUGUGUGAAAUGUAAUGAAUAUGCUUUAAUUAUUGCACUACUUGUAAAUGUUUCAGUGAAUAAAUUGUGUUGUAAGCUGUGAUUGUAAUAAAUAUGCAAAAAGUACAGACCGGAGUUAUUUCUGUCUAAAAGCACAUGGGCUCUGGAACAUGCUUUUGUUCAAUAAAUGCUUUGUCAAAUAA
This is a messenger RNA of Neoarius graeffei (lesser salmon catfish), 4670 nucleotides long. It is a transcript of the gene snx19b, whose product is annotated as sorting nexin 19b. Gene Ontology annotation, molecular function: phosphatidylinositol binding. The transcript has 12 exons. Gene Ontology annotation, cellular component: early endosome membrane; intracellular membrane-bounded organelle. Bases 365 to 3274 code for a protein of 969 amino acids. The record is from RefSeq and is a predicted model, not a curated record. Lineage: Eukaryota; Metazoa; Chordata; Actinopteri; Siluriformes; Ariidae.